UACGACAGACAAGCAUCACAAGUCGUUUCGCACUUCAAGCGAAAAUAUUCACUACGUUCGAGAGAAAUAGUUGACAUCACAAUGAAGCUGUUAGCUAUUGUGUUGGCUUUGUGCGCUAUCGUAUAUGCGAGCGCUGAGAAACCAUCAACGACUGGUCAGGGUCUUCCAUCAAUACGUUUCGAAGAACCCAAAAGAGGCUCGAUAACUUUCCAAGGGACACAACCUCUGAGUGGACCGCAACGUCAACCGUCCUGGGAUCUCAACGGCAAUGCUAACGUUUUCAACAAUGGCCGCACAUCAGCGAACGUCUUCGGAGGUUUGAAUAAAACACCUGGACAACGAGUGCAACCGCACGUCGGCGUCCAGGCGGAGAGAAACUUCGGCAACAACGGUUUCAUCAGAGGUCAGGGCCAGCUUCAACCAGGUCGAGGAGGUCAUGGUGUCUCUCCGUCGGUUGGUGUAACUGGUGGCUUCAGAUUUAGAAGAGAAGCUGAACCCCAAAGAAAUUCAAUUUCCUUCCAAGGAUCGCAACCUCUGAGCGGACCAAUGCGCCAGCCUACGUGGGAUCUCAACGCCAAUCGCAAUAUCUUGGAUAAUGGUCGUACAAGGACAGAUGUUUACGGAGGAAUGAGUAAGGUACCUGGACAACGAGUGCAGCCGCACGUCGGCAUCCAGGCAGAGAGGAACUUCGGCAACAACGGUUUCAUCAGAGGUCACGGCCAGCUUCAACCAGGUCAAGGAGGUCAUGGUGUCUCUCCGUCGGUUGGUGUAACUGGUGGCUUCAGAUUUAGAAGAGAAGCUGAACCCCAAAGAAAUUCACUUUCCUUCCAAGGAUCGCAACCUCUGAGCGGACCAAUGCGCCAGCCUACGUGGGAUCUCAACGCCAAUCGCAAUAUCUUGGAUAAUGGUCGUACAAGGACGGAUAUUUAUGGAGGAUUGAGUAAGGUACCUGGACAACGAGUACAGCCGCACGUCGGCAUCCAGGCGGAGAGGAAUUUCGGCAACAACGGUUUCAUCAGAGGUCAGGGCCAGCUUCAACGAGGUCCAGGAGGGCACGGUGUUUCCCCUUCCGUCGGUGUAACUGGCGGUUUCCGGUUCAGGAGGGAAGCGGAGGAUGUUGAUGAAAUAGAAUCUAUUGAAGAGUAUUAAAUCUUAAAUUAAUAUAUAUAUAAAUUAAUUUGUGUAGAUAUAAAUCUAUAAGAAACUAUAAUUUAAAUUUGUUUCGUUUUCAUAAUUAAUGUUGUAUUAUAUUUGGUAAUAUAAUCUAAUUAAUUUGCAUUCUAUUUAAAAGUUACUAUACUUCGAGGCUAUUUUAUAAAGUUUACUGCAUA
Linepithema humile (Argentine ant) is the source of this 1331-nucleotide messenger RNA. The record is from RefSeq and is a predicted model, not a curated record. NCBI's taxonomy places the organism in Eukaryota, Metazoa, Arthropoda, Insecta, Hymenoptera, Formicidae.